AUGGCCACCAACAAGACCCCGUUAGCCCCUCCUCCUGCCCUUCAACGCGGUAAAGCCUGUCUCCGAUGCAGAAAGCGUAAAAUGAGAUGCGAUGGUGACAAGCCCAGCUGCCAACAAUGUGUUCGUGCGAAGAAGUCCGAUUGCUGUCAGUACGACGACGGCAAAGGCAAGACGAGAACUCAGCUCCUCCGAGAGAACAUCGAACGUCUCGAACAGCGCAUCCGCGAGCUCGAGGACCCCGAGUACACCUCGCCCUCAGUCACUCUCUACGAUCCCCAUGGCCACCAGCGAUCGGGAAGUUCAUCGUCAUCGAUAGCAGGCUCACCAGGCAGUGGGGACUUCCUCCCGCACUCUCCGUUCCCCUCUGGUAAGAUACCUUUGUCCUUACCGCAUUGGUUCUCACCAGGUGGUUCAUGGAUCCAGGGCGUCCCAUCACCCUCGCCAACUCCAUUCAGUGACUACCUCGACGAGCCAGCACCUGAGCUUGCGCUUAUGCUCAUCGACAUCUUCUCGUCGCACAGGCACCAGUGCCUCCUUGGCAUUCACAUGGGUCGCCUUCGGGACUCGUACCACCUCCCUACUGUCGAGCGGCGCCACCCAGUGCUCAUGAACGCCAUCUUCCUUUGGGCAUGCUACCUCUCGCGGCCAGCACCGCUGUCGCAGCACGAGCAGCAUUACCUUGCGAAGACGCUCGAUGCCAUGAGCGAUGCUCUCCGGUAUCCACAUCGGAUCCUCGACGUCAUCCAGGCUUCGUGUCUUCUUGCCGUGUACUAUCUCUCAUGCGGGCGUGCGCUCGAAGGCAGCUACCAUGCCACGGCCGCUGCGUCGAUGGCGGUGCAGUGCGGCCUUCACGGAGCAGUCACGGGCCGGAGUCGGCCCCUAUUCGAUCUCACUGGCAUGGGCGCUGGAGGACCAUUCGAGCUCGAACCAGCCAAGGACGUUAUCGAGCAGGGCGAGCGCAUUCUCACCUUCUGGCAGGUGUUCAUCCUCGACCGGUGUUGGUCGGUCGUAUUGCACAAGCCGGUUACUAUUCUGGAGGGCGCAGAUGGGCUGUUACCAAUCAUGAUGCCGUGGCCACAGGAGAUGGAGGAUUACGAGGCGGGUCACAUGAACGAGAUACACAAUUUCCAGGGUGUACACAGUUUCUUUGAUGGACAGUUGAGCCUUAGUGGUGGGUUCACGCGGUUAGCGCUGCGUGCCAAGGUUUCCGUUCUGUACGAACGCGCGCACGCGCUCUCCGCGAACUGGAACCAACCGAUGGGGAUGUCAACUACAACUCCAGACGCUAUUCAAGCACUCGACCAUACGAUCACACAAUUCGUGAGCACGCUCAUUCCGGUACACCAGCUAGACGCCACCAUGCCAGACGAUAAGCACGCGUACAUCGCAAUCCACACGCUUGCCGCGGCCGCGAUGAUCCACCUGUACUUCCCACUCGCGAACGAUGACCCGAACUCGUAUGACAAGUGCCUGCGUGCGGCUCGCGCCUGCGUCAAUAUCGUGAAGCACAUCGCCGACACGGACUUCGAGUACCUGGACCCCAUCAUCGGGCCCUGCUGGACGUGUGCGGCAGAUACGCUCAUCCGCGAGCUCAACCUCGUCGAGGCAUCGUGGCAACUGAUGGAUAGCACCGAGGUCCGCAACGAAGUCGGCACCCUUCUCUACGCGAUGAACAGCCUCAGCGCGCGGUUCCCACUCCUUGGUGCGUCAAGUCGCGCCUCGAUGAGUGCGUGGAACUUCCGUGCUGACUCGCCAGACUCGUCGAUAGGGUACUCCGUCGCGAAGGUGCAGAAGCGGCUAUCUGGGCUGUAA
Messenger RNA from Coniophora puteana RWD-64-598 SS2, 1812 nucleotides. RefSeq lists its product as uncharacterized. The coding region runs from base 1 to 1812 and encodes 603 amino acids. The transcript is spliced from 8 exons. The record is from RefSeq and is a predicted model, not a curated record. Gene Ontology annotation, biological process: DNA-templated transcription; regulation of DNA-templated transcription. NCBI's taxonomy places the organism in Eukaryota, Fungi, Basidiomycota, Agaricomycetes, Boletales, Coniophoraceae. Gene Ontology annotation, molecular function: DNA-binding transcription factor activity, RNA polymerase II-specific; zinc ion binding; DNA binding. Gene Ontology annotation, cellular component: nucleus.